AUGUUUACAUUUGGUCAUAAAAGCACCACCCCAUACAAAGUAAACAUAUCUAUCAACCUGACAUCCAUAGAUAUGGAAAUUGACACUGGUGCUUCAUUGUCUGUUAUUAGUGAAGCAACCUAUGUAGACUUGCACAGUGAAGGGAAAGUCCCACCCCUAGGAAAUACGGAUGUGAUUCUCCGUACAUACAUUGGGGAGGAAGUGAAGCUAAAAUGGUCCCUAGAGGUAACAGCAUCUUACGAUGGGAAAGAAUUCAAGUUAACUUUACUCGUAGUGGAAGGGAAGGGUCCAGUCCUUCUGGGGAGAAAUUGGCUGGAGAAAAUACGCCUGAAAUGACCUAUGAUUAAAAAGUUAACACCGAUAAAUCAGCAGUUAGAUGCAGGGUACUCACACCUGUUUGAAGAAGGUCUGGGAACCCUUAAAGGAGCCACAGCUAAGAUUCAUGUGAACCCAUUGGCCACACCUGUAUUUCUUAAAGCCAGACCGGUACCCUAUGCGUUGCGAGAAAAGAUUGAACAAGAUCUCGAACGGUUAGAAAAAGCAGGGACAGUUGAACCAGUCCAAUUUUCUGAAUGGGCUACCCCAAUAGUUCCAGUCAUUAAGCAAGAUGGGACGGUGAGAGUUUGUGGGGAUUAUAAACUCACAGUCAAUAAGGUUUCAAAAUUAGAUGCAUACUCAAUCCCCAAACUCGAUGACCUUUAUACAAAGCUUGCUGGGAGUAAGACCUUUACUGAAUUAGAUUUAAGUCAUGCAUACGAACAGAUGCUAGUAGAUGAGAAUUCCAAGGAAUUUUUAAUCAUCAACACCCACAAAGGUCUUUUCAGGUACAAUCGCCUCCCUUAUGGUGUGGCAUCAGCACUCGGUAUUUUUCAAAAAAUGAUGGAGGGACUUCUCCAUGGUAUACCACAUGUAGGUGUUUUGCUCGAUAACGUCCUCAUCACCGGUACCACAGAAGAAGAACACCUCAUGAAUAUUGAAGCAGUUUUGAAAUGUCUAUCGGAUCGAUGCUGGGUUACGACUUAA
Paramuricea clavata is the source of this 1023-nucleotide messenger RNA. The record is from the annotation of a GenBank genome assembly. NCBI's taxonomy places the organism in Eukaryota, Metazoa, Cnidaria, Anthozoa, Malacalcyonacea, Plexauridae.